UCCCUCUCCCUCUCUCUCUAAGUUUCUCAUCUGGUCCGUUGCUUCAUAGAUGAAGCAGAUGAUCCGACGUCUGUCGAGGGUGGGGGAUUCGUCGCAAUACGAGUCGCUGCAGGGGAAGGAAGGGGGCCGGCGGCGGGAGGAGGUGCCGGAGGGGCACGUGCCGGUGUACGUCGGCGAGGGGGAGGAGGUGGAGCGGUUCGUGGUCCGGGCCGAGCUGCUGAGCCGGCCGGUCUUCGUCGAGCUCCUCCGCCGCUCCGCCCAGGAGUACGGCUACGAGCAGCGGGGCGUCCUGCGGAUCCCCUGCCCCGUCCCCGUCUUCCGCCGCGUCCUUCGCUCCCUCCUCGCCACCUCCGCCGCCGCCGCGGCCGAGGUGGAGGCCGAGCUCCUCCGCUCCUUCGACGAGGAGUUCCUCGCCAUCGGCGCCAGCUAGUGCACACCCAAGUUUCGGGGCUCGGGGUGUCCUCCCUCCUUUUUGGAUUACGGGUUUGCUCUUCUCGGCUCCGUGGACCACCACGAGUGGCAGAGAGUGGCUUUUCUGGAAACUUAUUUUCACUUUUUCUUUUUUUUUUGGGUAAAAGCUAAUUUUGUGCAAUGGAGGAAGGGAGUUAUUUUGGCCUUUUAAGUUUAUUUAAUUUGUAUUGAAAGAGUUUAUAUUUGAAAUGACACAAUUGCCCUUUAUC
Messenger RNA from Elaeis guineensis (African oil palm), 680 nucleotides. RefSeq names its product auxin-responsive protein SAUR71. The record is from RefSeq and is a predicted model, not a curated record. Lineage: Eukaryota; Viridiplantae; Streptophyta; Magnoliopsida; Arecales; Arecaceae. Gene Ontology annotation, biological process: response to auxin.